Messenger RNA from Vigna radiata var. radiata (mung bean), 1692 nucleotides. RefSeq lists its product as uncharacterized. Lineage: Eukaryota; Viridiplantae; Streptophyta; Magnoliopsida; Fabales; Fabaceae. The coding region runs from base 1 to 1692 and encodes 563 amino acids. The transcript is spliced from 2 exons. The record is from RefSeq and is a predicted model, not a curated record.
AUGGAAGAUUGGGAAGAGGAACGUGAAACUGUAAAGGCCGAUAUUAGCCAACUGAAGGAUCAAGUCAGUCAAAUUUUGGAGGCUUUGAAAGCCAUGAAGACUGCAGGGGAGACUUCGUCUACAAAGGCCGAGGAUAAUGCUCACCCUCCCGUACAUAACGUUGUGGGCACGCAAUUUACGUUUCCAAUGUAUGGUUUGCCACCAGGUUACACACCACCCAUUGGAGAUCAUUCAGAGGCAGAGCACNCUUCUUUGGCAUCUCCCAUAACCAAUGGCGUACUUCACAUAAAUACUCAAGGGCCUAUCCUCACGAAAGAGAUGAAGAUGAAUGAAACAACCAAGUCUCCUUACANAGUUGUUGCACAUGAUGUUUCGACUAAGGCCACCAUACACACGGGCACAGAAGAAGAGAAAAGUAAACUUGAGGCACUUGAAGACAGGAUGAAAGCCAUAGAAGGGAUUGAAAGUUACGGGUUUGGUGACGUGNCAAGGUUGAGUCUGGCCCCAGGAGUGACGAUUCCGCACAAGUUCAAGGUNCCGGAAUUCGAAAAGUACAAGGGUAACACAUGCCCUAAGAAUCAUUUGACCAUGUAUUGUCGAAAAAUGGCUGCCUAUGCUCAUGAUGAUAAAUUACUCAUUCAUCUCUUCCAAGAUAGUUUGGCUGAUGCGGCAUUAAGUUGGUACACGCAUCUGGAAUCCUCCCAUAUCCGCUCUUGGGCAGAUUUGGCGGAUGCCUUUGUAAGGCAGUACAAAUACAACAUGCAUGUCGCGCCAGACAGGCUACAAUUACACCACAUGUCAAAGAAAGAGGAAGAGUCUUUUAAGGAGUACGCGCAACGAUGGAGAGAGUUGGCAGCGCAGGUUGAGCCACCUCUAUAUGACAAGGAGAUGGUUGCAAUGUUUGUUAGCACACUACAACCACCUUUUUAUGAGCAUAUGAUCGGAAAUAUGUCUUCCAAUUUCGCUGACAUCAUUAUCAUAGGUGAAAGGAUCGAGAUUGGACUGAAAAGUGGGAAAAUUACGUCUCCAGCCACCACUUCGAAGAAAUUUGUUUUUAACUCGGAAAAAGAAAAGGAAAUGGGAGUGCAUGCAACAUCAGCAAUACCCAUGUGGAGAGGUCAUGCGCCCACUCAUAACUAUCGACCAAUCCCGAAUUACCCUCCUUAUGUGAACAAUACAAUGUCUGGUUCCCAAACAAGACCUCGACCGCCAGGGUAUUAUCAACCACAACAAGCCUCGAAUAAUGCUUGGGGCACUGGAGCCGGCUUGGGUCCUGAUCAGAACGUUGGUCAAAAUGCUCAUCCUAAGAGGAACCCAGAGAAAAAUUUCACUCCCAUUCCUAUGACAUAUACGGAACUAUUACCUCAUCUCCUUAAGAAGGCAUCUUCAUCAUCACAAAUCAUUGAUGAAGAACCUUUGAUAUUGGAUAAUGUUGAUGAUUUCAGCACAAAUGAUGAAUUGGAUAACUUACUUCGUGAUGAACACAAUGAUGCUGAUCAAAUGACACAAUCAUCUCAGCAUGUCAUUCCACAACUGCAUGAGCAUAUGCAAUUCCAAACAAAGGAGGAAACUGUUGUUGCAAUCAAACAAUAUCACAUCACCAACGGUUACAAAUAUAGCAUUGUUGAAUCCAAGUCUAACAUUUAUGUUAUUCGAUGUUUGAAAUACCAUAACGACUGUCAAUGGCCUUGA